AACCAAACUGCCUGUAUGGGCCUAGGAGUACAUGGGCCUAAAUCCAUAGGCUCCCGUCUAACCAGUGGGCUAACCCACUUCCCAUUCUCGAGGGCUCGUGUCUUGUCCGAGUCGCCGGCGGCGGCGGCGGCGGCGGCGAUGUUGCGGUCGGCGCUGCGCCGGGGAGGGGCGGCCGUGAGGCACGCCGCGUCGUCGUCGUCGGCGGCGGAGGCGGCAGCGGACGGAUCUCCGGGUGCCCUUCUCCGGCGGAAAGUGGCGGAGCGGGAGCGCGCGCGGAGGCGGCCACGGGACCCGUCCCGCGACGAGUUCUUCGUGGCGACGCCGGAGUCGCUCGCGUGGCUCGACUCGGCCUCCCUCCCCAUGGUGCUCACGGCGGCCGCCAUCGCGCUCUUCACCAAGCUGCUCAUGAUGGAACAUGAUGCAGCAGAUCAAGAAAGAGGAGAACGCAAGAUAAAGAAUAGCCACCCUGAUCAAGGAAAAGUAAGGAUGCUUACGCGUGAAGAAUGGGAUGAGAUCCAAGAAGUCAGGCCAAGGACCCCUUUUGAAUCGAAGUUAGCUCGUCCGCAUGCCCGUAUAAGAACUGGGGAACCAGUACGGCUGGAGGAUGUCAAGGAUUGGGCUACCGAUAUGAUCAUGGAUGCUUUUACUAGAGCAGAAGAAAGUGCUAAGAAAAAAUGAUUCAGAAGAAAUGGACAACACUAAAUACGAACAAAGUCCCUGGUCCAAACACCCCGUCUGUUACAAUACUGGCAAGUGGUGAACCACACCAAGGAUCCGUGAAUCUUCAUCGUCAGUCUGGCCAGGUUCAUCUGGAAAGGUAAUAAUGUACUUACUGUAUAAUCUCUUUAACCAGAGUUUCGGCACUCCUCGCUCUCGUGAUUGGGCGACAAUCGCGUGAGUCAUCUGAGUUUGGAUAGAGAGGCCAAUAAUUCCCAUCUGAGUUUGUGACUUGGUCCUGAUUGCUCAGAUGUGCUUGGUUUUCUCACUUCGCCAUCUUUUACUCCUUGGCCGAUACUGCCACAUUUACUGUGAUUCCCUCGAUGCACGCGAGUGCACGUCGUUGACGCAGACGCCAGACAUGGACCGAUAGAACAGGGACAGUUUUUGGAAUCUGAUUCGCUGAGUGAAGAGUGAAGUGGCAUAAUAGAUUUGUUUGUCAUUUGUGAAUAUUUUCGGAUGAAGACUGAUGGAUGAUAGAUUUGUUUGUAAAUGUGGCUGUUACCAGUUA
This is a messenger RNA of Oryza sativa Japonica Group (Japanese rice), 1228 nucleotides long. RefSeq lists its product as uncharacterized. The record is from RefSeq and is a predicted model, not a curated record. NCBI's taxonomy places the organism in Eukaryota, Viridiplantae, Streptophyta, Magnoliopsida, Poales, Poaceae.